Molecule: messenger RNA, 6656 nt
Organism: Doryrhamphus excisus (bluestripe pipefish)
Lineage: Eukaryota; Metazoa; Chordata; Actinopteri; Syngnathiformes; Syngnathidae
Product: transducin-like enhancer protein 4
Biological process (GO): negative regulation of canonical Wnt signaling pathway; regulation of DNA-templated transcription
Cellular component (GO): nucleus; transcription regulator complex
Molecular function (GO): protein binding; transcription corepressor activity
Source: RefSeq, a predicted model, not a curated record
UAAACGUCGUGAAUGUGUAAUAGCGCUCGUCUGACUGGCUGCUUCUAAAUUUGCUUCUUGAAAGGUGGGGGUGAGAGCCGUCAGUGUCGGUGAAGUGGUCGUAGCCGCCGGGAUAUGUGAACAUUAACGAGGGAAGUAGGAAAUUAACUGGCUGGUGAGAUGUGGAGACGCCUGCAGGAGGACAAGUGGGGUCACGACAUGGCGGAAGACGACGAUUAGAAGAGGAAAUUCAACAAAUAAGUGAUUACUAGUGGGAUAUUUUCUCUUAUCACACGGUGUAGACUUUUACAAAAUUAUUGCUCCAAGAAUGGCGAUUUGCCGAAGGUCCGAGGGUGUUUACACUCGGCUAGCCGGCUACUGACUGUCUUUUACGCACAGGAGAAAGAGCCACACUUCACUCUUUGUUUCUCGUUUUCAUGUGGAGGAACUUUCUAAUGCCUUUUUAAUGAUUCGAGACUUGAGCAAGAUGUACCCUCCGGCGCGGCAUCCGGUCGUGCACCAGCCCGGACAGCCGUUUAAGUUCACUGUGUCCGAGUCCUGCGACCGGAUCAAGGAGGAGUUCCAGUUUCUUCAGGCACAGUAUCACAGUCUGAAAAUGGAGUGUGAGAAACUAGCAAGUGAGAAAACGGAGAUGCAGCGGCACUAUGUCAUGUAUUACGAAAUGUCAUAUGGACUUAACAUCGAGAUGCACAAACAGGCGGAGAUUGUCAAGCGGCUGAAUGCAAUCUGUGCCCAAGUCAUCCCUUUCCUCUCUCAGGAGCAUCAGCAGCAGGUGGUGCAAGCAGUGGAGAGGGCCAAGCAGGUCACCAUGGCUGAACUCAACGCCAUCAUUGGACAGCAGCAGCUCCAAGCUCAGCAUCUCUCUCAUGGCCACGCCAUCCCUGUCCCGCUCACACCGCACCCAGCAGGCCUUCAGCCCCCAUUGCCCCCUGGUGCCGGUACUGCCAGCCUGCUGGCGCUGUCCUCUGCCCUGGGUCAUCCGCUGCCCCUCAAAGAUGAGAGGAAAAACCAGGACAGCGCCGAAGAACACCCAAGAGAAAGAGACUCAACUAAGAGCUCAUCUGUGUCUCCGCCUGCCACUUUUCGGACUGGAGAGAAGCACAGGGGUUCGGGUGAUUACACCGCCGACAGCAAGAAGCAGAAGACAGACGAUAAAGAGCUGGGCUCGACACGCUACGAGAGUGAUGGCGAGAAGAGUGAUGACAACUUGGUAGUGGACGUCUCCAAUGAGGAUCCAGUGUCUCCCAGAGGAAGUCCCGCCCAUUCUCCCCGUGAGAACGGUUUGGACAAAAGUCGACUGCUGAAAAAGGAUGCACCCCUGAGUCCUUCCUCUGUCGCUUCCUCCAGCAGCACACCUUCAUCCAAGUCCAAAGAGAUUAAUUUGAAGAAUGAAAAAUCCCCAACACCUGUUUCCAAGUCCAGCACACCCACCUCCCGCUCUGAUGCACCCACGCCCAGCAGCACCACCACCCUGGGCCUGAGGGCCGCACCCAGUAAGCCAUCAGUAGUGGAGACACUAGCCCCGGGUCUCCGCACACCUCUGGCAGUGCCGUGUUCGUACCCCGGUCCGUUUGGAAUGGUUUCUCACCUUGGCAUGAAUGGCGAGCUAAGUGGAGCGGGGGCCGCCUACACUGGCCUGCACAACAUGAGCACUGUGGCUGCAGCAGCUGUGGCCGCUUAUGGACGCACACAAGUAGUUGGAUUUGAUCCUCAUCAUCACAUACGUGUUCCUGGGCUUCCUCCAAACCUUUCGGGCAUUCCAGGUGGAAAACCAGCCUACUCCUUUCACGUCAGUACUGACGGACAAAUGCAGCCGGUACCUUUUCCUCCUGACGCUCUGAUCGGCCCUGCUAUCCCACGGCACGCGCGGCAGAUCAAUACACUUAAUCAUGGGGAGGUGGUGUGCGCUGUCACCAUCAGCAACCCAACACGUCAUGUUUAUACUGGCGGCAAGGGCUGCGUCAAGGUGUGGGAUAUCAGUCACCCAGGAAACAAGACAUCUGUGUCACAACUAGACUGCCUUAACAGAGACAACUACAUCCGCUCGUGUCGACUGCUCCCUGAUGGACGGACGCUCAUCGUCGGAGGCGAGGCGAGUACUUUGUCAAUAUGGGACUUAGCGACACCGACUCCACGGAUCAAAGCAGAAUUGACCUCCUCGGCUCCUGCGUGUUACGCACUGGCCAUUAGUCCCGACUCCAAGGUGUGCUUUUCCUGCUGUUCUGAUGGAAACAUAGCCGUGUGGGAUCUUCACAACCAGACUCUGGUUAGGCAGUUCCAGGGCCACACGGAUGGAGCAAGCUGCAUAGACAUCUCCAAUGACGGUACCAAGCUUUGGACGGGAGGUCUGGACAACACCGUCCGCUCCUGGGAUCUUCGAGAGGGUCGGCAGCUGCAGCAGCAUGACUUCACCUCACAGAUCUUCUCACUGGGCUACUGUCCAACUGGCGAGUGGCUGGCGGUGGGGAUGGAGAACAGCAAUGUGGAGGUCCUUCAUGUCUCCAAACCUGACAAGUACCAGCUUCACCUUCAUGAAAGCUGCGUGCUGUCACUCAGAUUUGCUCACUGUGGAAAGUGGUUUGUCAGCACAGGAAAAGACAAUCUGCUCAACGCAUGGAGAACCCCGUAUGGAGCCAGUAUAUUCCAGUCCAAGGAGUCUUCUUCAGUGCUGAGCUGCGACAUCUCCGUAGAUGACAAGUACAUUGUGACGGGCUCUGGAGACAAGAAAGCGACUGUCUAUGAGGUCAUAUACUAAGAGAGGGGCGGAGUCAUUCUUCCAAUCCUCUCAUCCUGUUCAACGUGGCCAGCCCUGUGUACAUUAUGUAUGUUUGGACUUUUUCUUGAACUUUUUUUUUUUGUCUUAAACUGCUCUGAACGAAGCACACAUUUUUUUAAUGCGUGAAUGUCAAAACACACUGAGUAUAUGUUGAUAACUUAUUUUCCACACUCUUCUUUUGUCUUUCUGAAUGUGUUUGCGUGGAAAUUCUUUGCAUUACCUAUUGCUGCGUGUGCAUGGAUACUAUCUCCUGCCUCGCACAUACAGUAUCGACAAUAUAUUGUAGGAACUAAACACGAUUGGAAGCAAAAAAAUAAAAAUAUAUAUAUAUAUACACACACAUUAAUAUCAAUGUAUACAGUGGAAACUUGGUUUUUAUGAUAAAACCUAAUUGUAAGAAAACUGAAAUAAUCCAAUUCAUCUCUUCUAGACACCCAUAAAUGUUAACACUUACAUAUAAAUGAUGAAUGAGAGGGAUAAAUUCAUAUUUAACAUCACUUUUACCUUUUCUUGAAGUCGGCAAAGAGAGAUAUACUUUGCUACUAGUUUUUGAUUGAAUUCAAUAGUGUUUGUCAUUUAUCUUGCCUUAUUUAUCAAAAUUCGGUCACUCAUGUUAUAUCCGACAAGGCACAGACAAGGAGUCACACUCUCACACAGAGCCUGAUCCGCCAAGGUGUGGAUGGGAAGAAUACGAAUAAUUGUUGUCGAAAACCAAGGUUCCACUGUAUUUCAUUUUGUUUUUUCCCCCAUGUAAUUAAUACUCAAUUUACAUUUUCCAACUGUUGGGAAAAGCGUAAAAGUUGAAUUGACGGCAAAUGCUUCCUAAAAUUGUCUUCAUUUAUUCACUAUUGUGAGGAGGAAGUGCUUAUUUGUUUUCUUCCAGGAUUGAAGCGGAAGAAAUGCGAGCAAACAUAGCUGGAACCACUCCAGUACAGUAGUUCAAUGCAAAUAAUUAUUUGUAUUGAACCACCUCCUUAUUCGAAUAAUAAUUAUUCCAAUAAUGCCUAAGUUGAGAUAAUGAUGCUGAUGUUUAAACCAUCUUUACUUCAAUGAGAAGUUUGCAAAACCUCUAUAGAUAAAUUAAUUUUUUUUUUUUCCCCGCCCACUCACAAUAAUCUCCUUUUAAAUGUGCAGUAGUUUGUGCCUGACAUUCGGAAAACAGAUUUUUUUUAGUUUAUUUGUGUCAUAAUUCGAAUACAAUAUCAAACCCGCUUUGUGUGUCUGUCUACCUCUUGGGCGUAUAAUAAGUCUGCCCUCUGUGCCCUCAUUAGUGAGCGGUUUUUACACUUUUGGUUGUUACCCCACAGUUAGAAGUCUGCUUUCUGUUUAAUGACACAGCAGCUCUCCUCCAACAGCACGUGGUCUGUGACAUGUCUAUUACUCGUCUUGGACUUGUUUGUAGAAAAAACAAAACAACAACAGUGCCUUUAUGCUUCUUUGUUGGACUGAUGGAUAUUACUGUUAUUUUUUUGUGGGGUGUUGCAGCAAUGGAGGCUCCAAUUCAAGUUAAACUGUAAAAUAUUUUCUUUUAUUCCCCGUUUUGCAUGUGAAACACACCACUAUAUACGUAGUUACUGCUGUGUUAUUAGUGGUUUGAAGCAUGGUGUCAUAGUGCCUAAAAAACACUUUCACACAACAUCCCAUGUGCUAAACUAUAGCUACAAAGAAGCAUUACAGCAACAGCCCUGCAAUACAAACUGUGUGAUUACUGUUUGGUUGUAAUGCUUUAUUCAUGAUUUAGGAUUUCAGGGUAGGCUUCUUAGGCAGGCUUUUACAACCUUAAGGUCCAGAUUCUCAUUUUCUUCAUUAAGUUUAUUACUUGUAUGCGUCUUAUAUUCUUUGUUAAUUUAUCAGUGUUAUGGUGAUUGAGUGCCAGGGAGGAACCCGACUCCUGAUUUGGGCUUGACGUUACAAAGGUUUUUGGAAAUCCUGUCAAAAUGGUCAGUUAUUAUUAUUUUUAUUCUUUUUUUAGGCAUUUCAUUACCUCAUGGUGUCCUGUAGAAAAUAUAUUGUAUUUCCGUGAGUCAAUGGGUUUACUUGUCACAGCAGUGUCUCAAAUGGAAAACAUGGCGGGAAACAAUGUGCUCUUUUUUCUUCAUCAACCCUUUAAAAUGCUGCCUCAUAUUUAAAAUCCCCCCCGAGCAAGCAGUCUCUUCCAAAAAAAGGAUCUAAGAAAAAUACAGUGAAAACAGUUAUAAAGGUAUUACUGUUAGUAUUAGGGAUGUCCGAUAUUGGCUUUAUUGCUGAAAACCGAUAUCGUCCAACUCUCAAUUUCCGAUUCCGAUAUGUGUAACAUGACAUAUCUUCUGUGGUGGAAUGAACACAUAUGUGUUGUAUGCAGCAUUUUUUAAAAUAUAAUUUUUCAUGAUCGGGAAAAAAAUCCAAUAUCAACCCAUAUUGCACUGAUAAUUAUCGGACAUCCCGAAUUAUUAUUAUUUUCCAUUUAUUAUCUAUUUUCUACUUUAUCUUCACAGAUCUGUGUUGAUGUUUGACAUGUGUAAACAUACAAUGUUCAAGCACCAUGCUUAAUGCAAAAACUGAAAUCUAAGCAAGAUUAGAUAUCUCAAAGCAAUGUACAGUUGGCCCUCACAACAUUCUUCGUAUUCUGCAUUAGACAUUCAGAAAACUCAUUGAAAGACAUGACAUGUAGUAUUCUACACUGACCACUAGGUGUUGCUAAUGUUACAUAAGCCACCACAACACCAUCUGGGAGUAAAAAAAGACAAAAAAAACCAACAAGGAACCCUCCCAAUGAGUCUAUAUUUUUUCUGAUGAUGUUUAUUAUUUUGGGUAUUACCAAUGUAAAGACGACAAUAGGGGUGUUAUUUCAUGUUUGAAGGGCUCUAAUAGGUUGUAAAUAGGUUUUAUAUGAUCUUACAAUGAAAUUAUUCCAUUUAUGAAUUAAGAAUCACUUAUCACGUUUGGGUCUGGACCCAAUUAACCGCAACAAAUGAGGGAUAACAUUUGAACAUACUGCGAUAGUAGUAUAUCCCGCCUCUUACUGCUUGCAUGCACUGACCUAACACACGUUUGUCAUUUUUAGUAUUAGUAUUUGCGAAAAUAAAUCACCAUUGGUAACAUAUGCUAGCCGAUAUUUUGUGAAUUUGGAGCAAGUUGCAUACCAUCCAAGUAAAAUAACCACCAUCAUCUUGCUUUGUCAAAUCACCACUCAAAUGUUCUUUUUCAGUUGACAGACGAUUAUAUCUCAAAUUUCAUGAAGUAUUAAUUAAAAAUGUGAUAGAAAAAUAAAAAGUGCUUACUUCUGCUUGAUUUCUACUUCAUCUUGCUUAGAUUUCAAAUUUUUUGCUGACAAACUACCAUCAUUCACACCUUUUUCUUUUAUGCAUUUGGAUGAAUAUGUUACUAUUUUUUUUCCACUAUUUUGAUACAGUCAAAUGCAUUCACUAAUUAUGAGAAAUGUUACAAAAAUGGUUCAUGGACUGUGUUACCUGCAAGCAGGGUUUCCCUAAACGUGACCCAUAAAGUAUUGCUAUGAUGUUGACAUACACUGUACAUAAUUUCAUGAUUAAACCACAGAUGGCAUACAUUGACUACAAGCUUUUGCCAAGAAAUUUUAUGAAAUCUAACAUCAUAGAUAUAAAUUAAUCCAUUUGCAUCCUGACCCUAAGUUUGGAGAAGACCUGCCCUACAGGAUCAAAGUCAUCUGGCUGAUACAUGGAACUAUGAUAUUGAAUAAUACGUAAAACAUUUAGCUUGACAAAACUUGUGAUGGUAUUGUACAAUAACUGUAAACAUGUAAUUAUUUAAGCUUAAAAAGAAACUUCCUGUUGCUAAAAGCUUUUUCUCCUCUACAAAUGGCCUUUGCUUUCUUUUUUUUCCCCCCAAGUCUGUAUAUGAUUUUAUUAAAUUAUUGUGUGGA